Molecule: messenger RNA, 1066 nt
Organism: Paramecium tetraurelia
Lineage: Eukaryota; Ciliophora; Oligohymenophorea; Peniculida; Parameciidae
Exons: 2
Biological process (GO): regulation of DNA-templated transcription
Cellular component (GO): nucleus
Source: RefSeq, a predicted model, not a curated record
AUGAGCUCAGAAUUUAUAUAGGAUGGAACUCCAUUUACUAAAUUGUUUUAAAGAUUAGAAAAAAUUCAUAAAUCCCCAGUUUUUAACGCAGAAUGCGUCCACAACCAAGAUGAAAUAUAUAUAAAAGACUAGUCCCCUGAAUAAGUAUGUAAGAAAUUAGAGUUUACCCCCUGCUUAAAGUCUCCCAAUUAGUACUCUAUUUUCUCAAUAAAUUCUAGAUUCCAACCUUAUUCUCCAUUAAAUCAUUAAACAACUAAAAAGGCUAAUAUAUUUGUAAUAUCGCCAGCAAGAUAGAUAAAUUUCGAUCAUACCAAGACUGAACAACGACUCGUGAAUAUCAGCUCGCCUCUUAGUUCUCUUAAAGUUCCUGAUGAUCUAUUAUGCGAGGAAGAAGAAAUUUUAUCUGACGACUAAGAUAUUCACUCCUAAUUUAGAAGUCCCCCCAAAUCCCCUCAUAGAAAAUUGGAAAGAGCCACUAAAUUAAAAUUCAUAAAUUUCGUCACCCUCAAGAAACCUCUCAAAUUUACAAGUGAUUAAGUUAACAAUAGAAAGAGGACCAGCUCCAAAAGAAGAAAACCUUUAACAGAACAGAAACCCAAAAUUAUAGUUUGCAAUUGUAAGAAAUCCAAAUGUCUAAAAUUGUAUUGUGAUUGUUUUGCUGCUGGAGUUCCUUGUGGAAAAGAUUGUAAUUGCUGUUCUUGUCAUAAUAAUGAUGAUCACACUAAAGAAAGGGAAAACAUAAUCCAAUAGAUUAUGGAAAGGAAUCCAUAAGCAUUUCGACCAAAGGUUGAUUCUAGGAGUAAUUCUGAAGAUGAAAUUGAUCAUAAGCCUAGACAUUUUAAGGGAUGCAAUUGCAAGAAGUCCAAUUGUCUAAAAAAAUACUGUGAAUGCUAUUAAAUGGGAGUCAAAUGUUCUGAGUUAUGCAAAUGUGACGAUUGUAAAAACUGUGAAAUGCCAGUUAAAAAGGACUCAAGAAAAAGAGUCAAACAUACACAUUCAUGUUUCAAAAAUGCCGAAAUUUAUUGAUUCAUUUGCUUUUAUUUUUGUUUUUUUCAUAUAAAUUUUU